This is a messenger RNA of Naegleria fowleri, 999 nucleotides long. RefSeq lists its product as uncharacterized. Gene Ontology annotation, cellular component: cytoplasm. The transcript is spliced from 3 exons. The record is from RefSeq and is a predicted model, not a curated record. The coding region runs from base 1 to 999 and encodes 332 amino acids. NCBI's taxonomy places the organism in Eukaryota, Heterolobosea, Eutetramitea, Acrasida, Naegleriidae.
AUGUCUGAAAAUUGGUUUGACACCAAUCUUGAUGUUUGGAUUGAAGCAAUCGAAGAUCAUACCUUCAAGACCCGUAUGGUUGCUUUGUCAAGAGACCAAAUAUGUGCCAUUAUUAGCGACCAUGAAUAUUUCACUUCGGAAGAGAAUGAACAACUGAAACAAUCGGUCGGAAUGGAUUUGAUGAUGAGUUUUGAUGUUGAACGCAAGAACAGUAUUUUGCAAGAAUUGGAAAAGUCGGUCAACCAUGAAAUGCAACAAUUAAUGAACAAGAACGGAUGCAACACCGAAGGAUGUUUCAUUAAAUUAUCAUGUCGAUCUCCAAAAGAUGCAUUCGCAGUUUGUGAAAAGAUGCAAACUAUCUUUGCAGGCAGGAUUGGUCAGUUCAUUCAAGAGAAUGGAAGAAAGCCUUCAGAAAAUGAGAGAUUAAUUGCAGUGAAUGAAGCUUUUAUUCAAUCCAUGAAAGUGACUAGUUUUGCUGAGGAAUAUCACUAUUUUAAAAAGUCAGCUCGAGUGUUGGAAGAUUUCAUGCUCUACUUGAUUCGAUCUAAAUCUCAUUCAAAUCUCGAUCCUAUUCAAAUCAUUAUAAGAGAAUGGGUGGAAAUUCCCAUUCAACAUGAAUUUCGAUCUUUUGUGAAAAACGGAAAGCUUACAGCGAUAUCUCAAUAUUUUGAUACUUGUUAUUUUCCAGAGCUCGUUCUACAUGCAUCAGAAAUUAAGGAAAAAUUAAUUGAUUUUUUUAACACUCACAUAGGAUCAUCCAUUCCAAUGAAGGAUUACAUUUGUGACUUUGCCAUUUCAAGCGAUGGAAAAGUUUAUGUUGUGGAAUUGAAUCCAUUUUCUUCAACCACUGACGCAUGUUUAUUUAGUUGGUCAAAGGACUCUUCUAUUUUGAAUGGCCUUAAUGGAGUUAGCAUUGAAAUGAGAGUCAAGAAGAAAGAAGAAAAACAUUUGAAGCAUGAAAUCCUUUCGGUAUGGAUUCCCUUUGUUUGUGGGCACUAA